Messenger RNA from Lethenteron reissneri (Far Eastern brook lamprey), 4358 nucleotides. Its product is annotated as gap junction alpha-4 protein-like. Gene Ontology annotation, biological process: cell-cell signaling. Lineage: Eukaryota; Metazoa; Chordata; Hyperoartia; Petromyzontiformes; Petromyzontidae. Gene Ontology annotation, cellular component: connexin complex. The record is from RefSeq and is a predicted model, not a curated record. Gene Ontology annotation, molecular function: gap junction channel activity.
CCAUGGGAGACUUUGGCCUGCUGGGCUCUCUGCUGGACUCAGCCCAGGAGCACUCCACUGCCGUGGGCCGCGUGUGGCUCUCCGUGCUCUUCGUGCUGCGCAUCCUCGUGCUCACCGCCGGCGCAGACCAGGUGUGGGGCGACGAGCAGUCGGACUUCAGCUGCAACACGCAGCAGCCGGGCUGCGAGAACGUGUGCUACGACACGGCGUUCCCCAUCUCGCACGUGCGCUACUGGGGCCUGCAGGUCAUCGCCGUCUCCACGCCCGCACUUGCCUACCUGGGGCACGUGCUGCACGUGGUCAGGCAGGAGAGCAAGCAGUCCAGCGCCCCCUCAGCAAGCGGCAAGCCCCCCCCGCCCCCCCGCGUCUCUCCGGACGGCCGCGUGCCAAUCCGCGGGGCCCUCCUGCGCUCGUACCUCCUGAGCCUCGCCUGCCGGGCCCUGCUGGAGGCCUCCUUCAUCUACGGGCAGGGCCGCCUCUUCGGCCUGUCGCUGGCCCACCUCUACCGCUGCCGCACGUGGCCCUGCCCCAACGUCGUCGACUGCUUCGUGUCGCGCGCCACCGAGAAGACCGUCUACGUGCGCCUCAUGCUCGCCGCAUCGAGCCUCGGCCUGGCCCUCAACGUCGCCGAGUUCGCCUACUUGCUGUGCCACGCCGCGCGCCGACGCCGGGCCAAGCGCCGGGAGGCAGCGGACGUCGUCGGCGUCGCCGCCGCCGCGCCGGUACCGGGCGGACCGCACCCGCCGGCGGGAGACUUCGAUCGACCCCCCGAGGCUCCGGCCUACGCCGGUGCCCCGCCGCUCUACAGCCUGUACCAGCAGGCCGAGCCAGCGGGGGCCGCAGGGAGCCACGGGGCCCACGGGGGCCGGGAGGCCUCGGGGGCCGUCCCGGCAGGACUGGGAGAGCCAGGAGAGCGGCAGGCUUCGGGGGGAACCACUGGGCCUCCCCGCGUGGGAGCCGCCCCCUGGGGCGGUGAUGUCUCCUGUGAUGUCUCCUGUGGCGGCCAUGUCUCCUCCUGUGAUAGCUUCUCCUGUGAUGGCUUCUCCUGUGAUGUGUCCUCCUGCUGUGAUGUGUCCUCCUGCCGUGAUGUCUUCUCCUCCUGCCGCGAUGUCUACUCGAGCGAUUUCUCCGGCCAUGGUGAGCGAAGGGGCCUAUGGCGGCAGGCCGAGCUCCAGCCGCUCCAGGCACGGAGAUCUGCAGGUGUGAGUGGUGUGCGUCUGUGUGUGUGUCUGUCUGUGAGUGUGUCUGUCUGUGCGUGUGUGUGUGUGUGUGUCUGUGUGUGUCUGUGUUUCUGUGUGUGUCAAGGUGCACAUGGCCUGGCACAAGCGUCGUGGUGACGUCACCGCCACUUAGUGGCGAAUGGCGGUUGUUGUUGUUGUGUCUGUGUGUGUCUGUGUUUCUGUGUGUGUGUCUGUCUGUGUGUGUCAAGGUGCACAUGGCCUGGCACAAGCGUCGUGGUGACGUCACCGCCACUUAGUGGCGAAUGGCGGUUGUUGUUGUUGUUGUGUGUGUCUGUGUGUGUGUCUGUCUGUUUAAGAAGGGGGGCCGCACAGACUGUAACAACUACAGGGGCAUCUCACUCCUCAGAGUGCCGGGAAAGGACCAGGCAAGGGUUAUUCAACAUCGCCUUGCCAGGCACGCUGAGGAGAGGCUUGCGGAGACCCAAUGCGGUUUCAGGAAAGGGCGGUCCUGCACAGAUGCCAUAUUUUCUGUCCGUCUACUACAGCAGAGGUAUAGGGAAUUCCAACAAGACCUACAUCUCUGCUUUAUUGACCUGGUCAAGGCCUAUGCUACCAUCAGUAGGCCUGGGCUCUCGGAUGUUCUUCGUGCUUUCGGAGUCUCUGACCCUCUGCUCACGAUCAUUAAGGACCUUCAUGAUGGUGAGCGGGCCUGGGUUAAACUACGUGGCCGGCAGUCGGAGCCAUUCCCUGUACACCUUGGGGUGCGACAGGGAUGUCCUCUGGCUCCCACAUUAUUUAACAUCUAUUUUGACCACGUAGUUUGUGAAGCCUUCAAUAGCUGUACCGGGGGAAUUUCCAUUUGGUACAGAUAUAAUGUGAGGCUGAUCGACGCCCCGGUGCAAUCAAGGGAUGGCUCCCUAUUGGUCAACCACGUUAUGUAUGCCGAUGAUGUGGUAAUAGCUGCUCAUUCAGAAGAGGAGUUGGAGACGCUGCUGCUGAAACUGGAGCGUGCCACUAAGAGGUGGGGCCUUACCAUCAGUCCCACCAAAACUAAGCACCUGCCUGGGUAUUUUGUACCAUCGGACACUCCACCCCCACAACUCCCAUUCGGUGAUGUGGCAGUUGUGGAGAGAGUGGAGAGUUUCCCAUACCUGGGCAGUGUGCUUAUGACCGACUCCAGUUUAACAGAAGAAAUCUCACCUCGAAUCAGUCGAGCGGCAAUAUCUUUUCAUCGGUUGCGUAACGCUGUGUGGAAGCUACCUGGUCUGUCGCUUUGCACGAAGCUUCAGGUCUUCUCGGCCACGGUCAUUCCCUCCCUUCUCUACGCUUGCGAAACGUGGACCCCCCUAAUGGAGCAUCUUCGCCGGUUGGAAACAUUUAGGCUGGCCUGCCUACGAUCCAUCCUGGGUUUAACCAGGCCGGAUUGUGUGAGGAGUUCACAAAUCCUUGAAAGAUCUGGGCAAAGUCCCAUCGGUGAGCUCCUCCGGCAGGCAAGGCUGUGUUGGCUGGGUCAUGUAGCCCGCAUGCCCAGCCACCGCAUGCCUAAACAGCUUUUGUUCGGCCGGAUCGAGGGGGCUAAACGGGCCCGGCACGGGCUAGAGAAGAGAUGGAGUGAUGUGGUACAGGAGGAGGUGGAGCUGAGUGGACUUGCCGAUGACUGGUACCAGCGGUGUCAAGAUCGGCCUCUGUGGAGGAGGCUCGUGAAGGACGCUACUGGGCAGUUGGAGGCAGUCGCCCUCCAGCAACAACGGAGGGCGGAGGAGUGACGCGUGCGUGUCUGUGUGUGUGGCUGUCUGUCUCUGUAAGUGUGUCUAUCUGUGUGUACGUGUGUCUGUCUGUGUGUCUGUGUGUUUGUCUGUGUGUCCCACUAAAAAUACUCACUCACCUACUCACCCACCCACCCACCCACCUCCUCCCUCAUCUACCCACCCACCCACCCACUCACUCACCCACCCACCCACGCAAUGUAAGUGUGUGUGUGUGUGUACGCCGGACUUCUUUUGCACCAUACGUAGCCGACCGUGCCAAUCGGGACACCAUUGUUUGACGGCGUGAACAUGGUGCAUGGCGCUUGUACUCUCCGCCUCUUCCCAGUCUCACACAGGCGGUGUAGAGACACUGCGGAUUGUGUUUAGACCCAAUGGUAUUGAAGGGCUCUGCAUCACAUUAUCACCACCAUCACCAUCAUCACCAUCAUCAUCACAGAGUGUUGGUGUCAGAGGUCGCAACCGGGUACCCGAUACCCGUACCCUACCCGAUAUCCGGCUACCCGUACCCGGCCAGUCACUGGUGAGUCACCGUUUGUCACUCAUUUCCCAACGUCUUGUCUCUUCUCACAAUUCAAGCUCCUAGAAUCGACCCACCCGCGCCUGCAACAUGGCUUCAUCCCAGAGGUCGCAAUCAGGUACCCGAUACUCGUACCCUACCCGUACCCGGCCGGGUACGGGUAGGGUAUGGGUACGGCCGGGUACGGGUACCCGUUUGCGACCCUGGUGCGGCCGGGUAUGGGUACGGGGGGUAAGGAAUCAAAACCCGUUUGCGACCUCUGCUUGGUGUGCAUGGUUAUUGUGCUGUCCGCCUUUGACCGCUGUUCCUGAUGACGAGAUCGGUUGAGUGAUCUUCACCGCGCCGAAUUGCCGAUGUGACCACAACCACCACUACCACCACUACCACCAUCACCAGCACCAUCAACACCACCACCACCACUACCCCCAUCACCAGCACCAUCACCACCACCACCACCACUACCCCCAACACCAUCACCACCACCACCACUACCCCCACCACCAGCACAACGACCACAACCACCACCACCACCACUACCCCCAACACCAUCACCACCACCACCACUACCCCCACCACCAGCACAACGACCACAACCACCACCACCUCCACCACCUCCACCACGACCAACUCCACCACAACCACCACCUCUACCACCAUCACAACCACCAUUACCAUCAACACCAUCACCACCACAACCACAACCACCACGACUACCACCAUCACCACCACCCAUCACACCACCUUCGUCAACGAAUGAGCGAGGGGCAUAUUCGAAGUCGUUGCUCACGAAGUAAAAACAUUUUGUGUUGUUGUUGUUUUAAAAUAAAACACAUUUUGUGUUGUUGUUGUUGUUGUUUUAAAAUAAAAUAAAAAAAUACAAAUUCAAAGUUG